Molecule: messenger RNA, 4255 nt
Organism: Fusarium verticillioides 7600
Lineage: Eukaryota; Fungi; Ascomycota; Sordariomycetes; Hypocreales; Nectriaceae
Exons: 5
Coding region: 1642-3726 (694 amino acids)
Biological process (GO): positive regulation of transcription by RNA polymerase II
Cellular component (GO): nucleus
Molecular function (GO): zinc ion binding; transcription cis-regulatory region binding; DNA-binding transcription factor activity, RNA polymerase II-specific
Source: RefSeq, a predicted model, not a curated record
CGCCCCGCGCUCCAUUUGGCAAUAACAUCAUCCAUCUCGUCGACCCAAUCUUUGUUAUUCACCCCUGUCUCUCGAUCACUGUCCUGACUAACCCUAUUAAACGCGCCGUUCAAGGGCUAUAUGUCAUCGUCAGCUCCAGACCUCAUAUCAUAAUUGUCGCCCUUGACUCGAUGCGUACUAGUCACUUUAGCUGUGGAUUCGAAAUCUGCCCCAGCCUUUACAAGCGCUCUCAGAGCCUUGUCUCUCUCCCACCAAUAAGUCAUAUAUGUUAAGACAACUUCAACUGCCUCUAUUAUUAGCUGGCCCAGCUCUACCGAAAUCUUUCGAAUUUGUGGAAACUCAAUACCGUACGGACACCGGGACACACAAAUCCACUUGAACCAGCACUCCGUACAGUACCCUGCUCGUCUUACACUCACUCCUCCACAUGUCUAUCCACGUUUGUUUGUGCUCGAAAAGCUUUUCUUGACAGAACCCUUAUCCUUCUUCGUGAGCUUCUGAUACUGUCACCUCUGCUCAAAGUCAGCUCUUUGUGUCUUAUUCCCAGUGCCAGAGUCACAUUCCAGCCCGAGCAUCUACCCGUGGUUUGAUGACCUGCUUGUCAGUGGGCGUGGGAUCGGUCCCCUAGUCAGGCAGUCAAAGGGCACCAAGCUUAAAGCUCUUGGCCGGUUCCCGGGACCCACGAGCCCAAGCUCUCUCAUUGAACAACGAUUUGACGCCCCGUCAGGCUUGCAUCUUGCAUACGACAGGCUCUACUUCAGGGAACAGACGUUUUUGGCCUUCAACCUCAUCUCCAGGGGCUCAGCCGGCCAACUGCUUGACCAGUCCACUCUGAAGUCGGCCGUGUCCCCGCUGCUGUCGUUUUUCUGAUAUACGCCCCCUACGUGGAUCUGGAAUCAGUGACCAAUCCAAUAUCUUCCCUGCGGCAAAGGGCCCUGACAACUUUGCAUCGAUCAAUCUCUCCUCCCUGUCACAGGUGAAAGUGCCCCUCCGUUCCCCAACCGCGAUACAUGCAUUCCCUUAUUGUCAUUGAAGGCCCCUCUCGCAUUACCUUACAACUAUCUCGGACCUUUCCUGUCAGUGACCAAAGAACCAUCUUGCAAACCGUCGCGUGACACGAGAGCUAGUUUCAAGCUCCGUGUACGAGAUCUAUCAAAGUGUGACAGCAGAGUCACAACUAUUGAUCCUUCCCUUCACCUCGAGUUCUUCUUGGGCACCUCUGUAAGAAGCUUCUGGACCCCUUAAGGCACCGUCUUGGACCUUUUGCUGUCCUUCAGAUCUUGAAACGGAUUUGGGUUACUGGCCACCCGCGAUAGCGGUUCUAAUAUUCACUGUUUGUGAAGAAACACCCGUUGAAAACCCGUUCGAGACACCCCUGACCUUCUGCACAGUAUUAUUGAGACUGAGUUGUCAGUAGCUAAUCUUUGGCUACUCGCAUCUUUCUGCUCCAUCGGAGUAUCUCGAAGAACGACCCGCCCUCCUUGCUGUUUUAACAUCUCUACUCCAUAACUGAAGCAGCUCUAGCCAGUAAACAAACUUUUGGAAAGCAUGCGAAUCGCGACCUGUUGACUAGAUUAUUUCCUACUUCAGCACUACUGAAGCAUCGAGUCACUUAACAUCGCAUUAAUCGACUAAAUCACAAUGGGAGACUACUACCAUCACUUCCUGUCUUCAAUGUCCGGGGCAGGGAUGAAUCCCGCGACGUCACCAGAGGAGAUGCUCGACCCUCGAAUGCAUGGAGCACCGAUACCAAUGGUAUCUGCGCCGUUACCCGGUCCGUAUCAGCAACUUGGAUAUUUUACUGGGUUUCCAGAUCCCAUGAUGUUCAACCAGAACAAGUCGCAGAAAGCUCGUAGAAAGUCUGCGGCCGGUACCCCUGCAGCAGUUGACCAUGUCAAGCAUCGAAGAACACGAUCAGGCUGCUUCAUGUGCCGCAGUAGGAGAGUUAAGUGCGACGAAACCAGACCAAUAUGUGAACGUUGCAAGAAGGGAAACAGAGAAUGUGUCUACCCAGACCCCCCAUCGUCGAAAGGUUCCUCAGCUUCAAGCGGUAAAUCCAAAGAUACCGCACCUUCUGCUCAACAAACGAGUCCAACUUCGUCAAAAUCAGAGGACGACGAGGACACAGAGCAAGAGAGUAAACUAGAAAUGAUCGUGGACGAAGAUGAAGAUACUGAAGACCAAACAAAGUCUUCGGUACCCUCCAGGCAGUCAAAAAGCGUUUCGCCAUCGACCGCAACAGCAACACCAAGUAGCCUUGCAGCUGUCUAUUCUUCCUCCGAGUUUCCUAUACAGACGGGUGAAGCCGACUGGUCACAUCUACCACCAGAGUACCAGCAAGGCCUCUCCUUUUUUGUGGAAAACCUCAACCAUUUCAAUUAUUGUAUACCCCUGGACUCGGAUGGCUUUUUUACAAAGAUUCUUCCCAACAUGGCCACUCGCCACGAGCCCUUGCUCAACGCGCUCGUAGGCUUCUCUGCAUACCAUAUUACUCUUCGAAACCCACAGGGAAAGCUCCAGGACUUCUUACAAUAUUACAAUAAGAGUGUAACGCAACUCUUGGGCUUGUUUCAGAGACGAGAAAAGCCCAACGUUGCCACUCUUCUCACUAUUCUGCAGCUUGCCACCAUCGAGGAAUAUUUUGGCGACUGGGUUAAUCUAAUGGGACACCAAAAAGCAGCUUUCGAAAUAAUAACGAGUAUAUUCACCCCACAGACAGUGAUGCAGACGCCCGUUGGUCGCAUGUGCCUCAGCUGGUACGCCCGAUUCGAUAACUUCGUUGCCCUCAUGGGAGGAUUCCCUACCGAUCUGCCGCGCGAAUGGUUCCGAGCGAUGCUGGACUUUUAUCAAUCCGGGAUUACGUCGAACCCAGAUGAGUUACGUUGGAAGAUCGAUGCGUGGUCCGCACGACUUCGCCUGAUCUCUUACGACAUGUCGAUUUUGUUCGCCCGAGGCAGUAGAGGCCAGAUAUCCCCGGAGGACUUUAUGAAAGAGCAUGAACUCUUGAAUCAACAGCUCAUAGAGUGGAAGGAGAAACGCGACCCCGCCUUGCAGGAUCCCAAAUAUCUUAUCAAAGAUUUUCCUCCAGCAGAAACUCUCGAUCCGGACGACUUUGUCAAUCCCUAUACGGUUGGAAUACUUUACGAUUUCCCCCUGUUCGACGUCACAGUUCUAUGCGCAGAAUGGAACAGCAUCAUGAUAAUGCACAAAUGCCAAUCGUCAGGAAUGAGGCCGGACCAACUGUUCGCGGAUCUAAACCGCCAUGCAUAUAGGACAUGCCAAUAUUUCGAAACAUUGGAGUUCUGGCCUUCAACUCCCAGAGGCGUUUUGGUUCUGAUACAAGCAUGUAUUGCUAUUGCAGCUCUUUUCUGCCCUCAGGAUGCGAGGCAUCACAUGUGGUUCCGUCGGAAGUUUGCUUUACUAGAGACUAUGGGGUAUAUUCAUCCUCUUCCGCUACGUACCAAAAUGGCAGAGUUAUUCCGAGAACCCGAUUGCAUAAACUGGUGGCUGCCAAAUGAAGAAGGAUUCAGCCCAGUAUUACAGGAAAUCCGUAAUUUUGCGGAUGAACGGAACGCUGCAGCUGUCACAGCCCAACAAGAGAGUGUUCGUGAGGUUCGACAUAUUUUUGCCAAGAUGUCAUUGAUGGACGAUGCAAAUGCCCCGUCAAGCUCUAGUCCAGACUCUGCUUCAGGGCCCAGUAUUGAUUCACCCAGUGUGAAGCGAUGAUGUAUCCAGGGGCUGUGACUUAUCCCGGACCACACAAGUGGACAGAAAUCGCAACACAAACUCCUCGUUAUUUAGAUUACCUCCCUAACUUUUCUUCUACCGUUCACCUCGCCUUUGUGGGCAGAUGUUCGAGUUGGUUGUUUCUCCAGCUGGCCAAGAUUUCGAGGCAGGCAACCAGUUACGAUACUCCUUUUCCUAGGCCAGAGAAGGAAACUGUGGUUUGUUUGGGGGUUACACAAGCAGGAAUAGACUAAGGAGCCAUUACUCGAGGUAUGGUAGAUAAAACGCAUUUAUAGCCACGGUCCUGGCAUGUGGAGGAGUUAUUGGAAGAUUGUGUGUUUCAGCAGGCAUUUUGACGGUGAUAGUACAACCGUCAGUUUGGUUAUGUAUUGUCUAAUGAGGAUGAUUGGGUGGUCAAUUGUGUUAUUAUACAGUGGGCAGGUAACUCUACCAUGCUAUACUACCAUAUCCUGAAAGACAAGAUAUGGAAUCAAAUGGAUAUCGCCUUGAUCCGUCUAUUACUUCUCGC